Microbotryum saponariae is the source of this 156-nucleotide messenger RNA. The record is from the annotation of a GenBank genome assembly. Lineage: Eukaryota; Fungi; Basidiomycota; Microbotryomycetes; Microbotryales; Microbotryaceae.
AUGCUCCGCGAUUUCAAUGGUGGCAAAUCACCGCGGUCCGCGCCGGUGAGUGACGCUUUAAUUUUGCCGCCUAACGGUCGUAGUUCCGGCACCUCCUGGGGCUCGUGCAAUGGUUCUUGGGAGGUCGUGAGGGUCCACAUUAGGGGGUGGGAUUGA